AUGGCGCGCUCCGUACAACUUUCCGCCAUGUGGGUCGUGUACAUCGGACUUCGUCUGGAUCUGUGGGAGAAUAGCACAUUGCUUAAAAUGGACAUAAAUGGAGAGUCCAGAAGUACCAUAUCUACCCUCCCUGUACCUCUUACAGAGGUCAGUUCUGCAGGCAAAACAGAAGCAGAGAAACCACGAUGUUCCAGUACCCCCUGCUCACCAAUGCGACGGACAUUUUCAGGCUAUCAGAUCCUUCGUAUGGAUUCUAACUACCUGGUUGGCUUCACGACUGGAGAGGAGCUGCUAAAAUUAGCCCAAAAGUAUACAGGAAAUGAAGUUAAUAAAGGGGAAUCCAGGCCUAACUUGCACUCUAAACAGUUUGAUUCAGGACUUGCACGUUCCUCCCGUUUGUACAAAACUAGAAGUAGGUACUAUCAGCCAUAUGAGAUCCCAGCAGUAAACGGGAGGAGGAGGAGACGGAUGCCCAGCUCAGGGGAUAAAUGCACUAAGGCUUUACCAUAUGAACCUUACAAGGCACUUCAUGGUCCCCUGCCUCUUUGCCUUUUAAAAGGUAAAAGGGCUCACUCUAAAUCCCUGGACUACCUCAAUUUAGACAAAAUGAGCAUCGAGGAACCUGCUGACACAGACAUGCUACAAUACCAGCUCCAACACCUUACCCUUAGAGGGGACCAUAUGUUUGCAAGAAAUAACACAUGAACUAUGAACUAUAAUCUAGAAUUUAGAACCAGUUUCUGGUUAUUUCUCUGUUGCU
Gymnogyps californianus (California condor) is the source of this 760-nucleotide messenger RNA. Its product is annotated as macrophage immunometabolism regulator-like. Lineage: Eukaryota; Metazoa; Chordata; Aves; Accipitriformes; Cathartidae. The record is from RefSeq and is a predicted model, not a curated record. Gene Ontology annotation, biological process: negative regulation of fibroblast migration; negative regulation of cytokine production involved in inflammatory response. The transcript is spliced from 2 exons. The coding region runs from base 1 to 705 and encodes 234 amino acids.